AUGUCUGCAGUAAUCCCGCCCCUUGUCCUCCCAUUUGUGAGCGAGAGAGCAAAGAAAACGCUUGAUAAACUUGCAAUUUUCGUCGAGAAAGAAUGCAUACCGGCAGAUGCAGUAUUUGAAGCCCAACUGGGUGAAGGAGUUGACCGCUGGAAAAUACAACCUUCCAUUGUUGAAGACCUUAAAAAUAAAGCCAAGGCCCUCGGUUUGUGGAAUAUUUUCCUACCCAAGAAUCAUUAUGAAAAUGGCGCGGGCUAUACCAACUUGGAGUAUGGAAUCAUGGCCGAACAAUUAGGCAAGUCUACAAUCGCUAGCGAGGCAUGCAAUUGUAAUCCACCAGAUACUGGAAACAUGGAGGUUCUCGCGAAGUACGGAACUGAAGGUCAAAAGAGGAAAUGGCUUGCCCCGUUAUUGACAGGAGACAUUCGGUCAGCCUUUUUAAUGACAGAGCCGGAUACUGCCUCGUCUGAUGCCAGAAAUAUUCAGCUCACAAUGACGAAGGACGGAGAUUACUGGGUGCUGAAUGGAUCUAAAUGGUGGAGCAGUGGUGCUGGCCACACUAAAACGGUGGUUUAUCUCGUCAUGGGAAAGUCUUCCCCUAAUGACCCUGAUCCAUAUAAGCAACAGUCAGUUAUUUUGGUCCCGGCUAACGCCCCCGGUAUCAAACUAAAGCGGAUGAUGUCCGUAUUCGGCUAUGACGAUGCCCCUCAUGGUCACGGUCACUUUGUUUUUGAGAAUGUUCGAGUGCCAGCAUCAAACAUGAUUGUCGGUGAGGGACGUGGGUUUGAGAUCAUUCAGGGCCGUCUUGGCCCUGGCAGAAUCCACCACGCCAUGCGAGCUAUUGGCGUUGCUGAAAGGUCCCUCGAAUACAUGAUUGCACGCGCAAGUGAUGAAGGGAAGUUGGCAUUCGGCAAGAAGCUCAACGAGCAUGGCGUAGUCCUGCAAUGGAUUGCUGAGGCUCGUUUGAAUAUUGAUGCUGCCCGUCUUAUAGUCCUUAAUGCUGCCGUUAAAAUUGACGGUGGCGAUGCGAAAGCUGCAACUAAAGAGAUUUCUCAGGCAAAGAUCUUAGCACCGAGAGUCGCCCUCGAGACACUUGACAAAGCAAUCCAAAGCCUUGGCGCGUCUGGUGUGUCGCAGGACACGCCAUUAGCGGCAAUGUGGGCGCAAGCGCGGACACUGAGAAUCGUAGAUGGUCCGGACGAGGUCCAUUCGCAACAGCUGGGGAAAAAUGAGGCGAAAAAAGGACUGUCGCUCCAACGAAAGAUACAGGAUCAGAAAUCGAUCACGUCAAACCUCAUGGAUCAAUACGAGGUGCGUGAUGAAAGCCCAACUAAGGCUUUAUUGUAG
This is a messenger RNA of Pseudogymnoascus verrucosus, 1344 nucleotides long. RefSeq lists its product as uncharacterized. Bases 1 to 1344 code for a protein of 447 amino acids. Gene Ontology annotation, molecular function: flavin adenine dinucleotide binding; oxidoreductase activity, acting on the CH-CH group of donors. The record is from RefSeq and is a predicted model, not a curated record. The transcript is spliced from 6 exons. NCBI's taxonomy places the organism in Eukaryota, Fungi, Ascomycota, Leotiomycetes, Thelebolales, Thelebolaceae.